AUGCCGGUUCCCCGCAUGCUGCAUGUUAGGGCAGGAUCCAGUCGGCUGCCUCUGUUGUUGCCAUUGCUGCUGCUGCUACUGCUGUUGCUGCUGCUGCUGCUGCAGCAGCAGCAGGGCGUUGCAUUUACGUUAAGACAUGCAGAGCCAUCGAGGGUUUCUUCUUUUGGAUUUUAUCCAUCAACCAAGCAGCAGCAGCAGCAGCAGCAACGCAGCAGCAGCAGCAGCAGCAGCAGCAAAGCUGCCGCCUCUUUAAGACUCGUCCCUCAUUUCUUUGUUGUUUCUCCUGCUGCAGUGCAGCAUCUCAAUCCAACACCACGAAGCCAGCUGCAGCAGCAGCAGCAGCCGCCCCUGUCCACCCUGCAGCAGCAGCAGCAGCAGCAGCAGCAGCAGCAGCAGCGUCGUGUGUCUACCCGAGCAGCAGCAGCAGCAUAUGACGAUGACAUAGAUGCAGCUAGUGAUAUACUGAAUGUGUCUCAUGAUGAUGAUGGUGCAGCAGCAGCAGCAGCAGCAGCAGAAGAUGGAGACGACAGCAGCAGCAGCAGCAGAGAUGACCACGCCUUGUUUGAUGUUGAUGGUGGGUAUGAAGAUGAUGGUGCUGCAGGUAGUUCUUUCUUACCUGGAUCAGCAGCAGCAGCAGCAGCAGCAGAUGAAGGGGACGAAGCAGCAGCAGGAGAAGGAGACGAAGCAGCAGCAGCAGCAGCAGCAGAAAGUGAUUUUUCCUCUUAUUUAGAGGAGGAAAUCGAUCCAACAGAAGCAGCAGCAACAGGAAGAGGAGGAGGAGGAGCAGCAGCAGCAGCAGCAGGAGAAGGAGAGGAGAUGGAUGAUGAUACAGAUCCAGCAGCAGCAGUAGCAGCAGCAGCAGCAGGAGCACAGGAGCAGCAACUAACACAGACACAAAUAGAGCAGCGAGCAGUUCUUCGUCGUAUACAGAAGGAGAGAGAGUCUCCUGAUGUAGCAAUAUGGCAGCAACGUGCAGCAGCAGCAGCAGCAGCAGCAGCAGCAGCAGAAAAAAAUACUAUAGAGGAGAGACACAGGAGGGAGGGCCUCCCUCCUCCGCAUGCAAGGACUGUUGAUCAACUUCCUGUUAAAUCUAUCAAUAUAGAUAAUGAUACUAUCUUAUACAGACAGGCAAUGGAUACAACUCCUAUGUUUAUAGAUGAAGAAACUUAUGAGAGAAUUAAGAAACAAUGGGAUGAUAAUCCACAGGAGCUUAAGAGAAUACAGAGAGAGGAGAAGGCUCAAUAUGGUAUAUCUGAGUCUGUACCUGAUGAUGAAUGGAUACCCAUUAAGAGAGAUUUACCUGCAGGGCGUCUUGUUAUCUCUCAUGGACUUAUACCAACAAAUAUAACAACAACGGAGUGUGGUUAUGAUUAUAUUGAGACAUAUCAUGACCCUAAAAGGAAUUAUACUUGGCAGGAGAUGGUAGUGAUGAGGAAGAAGAAGGAAUAA
Eimeria maxima is the source of this 1449-nucleotide messenger RNA. RefSeq names its product aldo/keto reductase family oxidoreductase, putative. The coding region runs from base 1 to 1449 and encodes 482 amino acids. The record is from RefSeq and is a predicted model, not a curated record. NCBI's taxonomy places the organism in Eukaryota, Apicomplexa, Conoidasida, Eucoccidiorida, Eimeriidae. The transcript has 5 exons.